GGGCACACAUAUCAUAUCUUCAAUCUAUAAUCAACCCAAACUAAUUGGAUAUGGAAAAAGAGACUCAACAGCACACGUCGCCGGAAAAUGUUCUGUCGCCUCACUCCGAUGAUGAUCACCACCACCACCACCCCCAACCUCCCACCAAAGAUUCAUGGCUCCCCCUUACCCAGUCAACACGCGGUAAUUCCUUCUUUGCUGCUUUUCACAUCCUCAAUUCCAACCUCGCCUUCCAAGCCCUCGGCGUGCUUCCCUUUGCCUUCGCCACUCUUGGCUGGGCAUGGGGUAGCGUAUGCCUGUCGGUGGCAUUUGUUUGGCAGCUGUACACCAUAUUCCUCCUUCUUCUGCUCCACGAAUCCGUCCCCGGAGUUCGCCACAGCAGAUUCCUUUUCCUCGCCAUGGCCGCCUUUGGUCGAAGGGUAGGUACGGCAGCAGCAUUAUUCCCGGUGAUGUAUCUAUCGGGAGGAAGCUGCGUGAUGCUCAUCAUCACGGGAGGUAGAACCAUGCAGCUAUUUUUCAACACCAUUUGUCCCAAAGACGAGUGCCACGCGCACCCGUUCAGCGGGGUCCUCUGGUUCUUGGUGUUCACGUCCAUAGCCAUCCUCAUCGCACAAUUAACGCCCAGUCUGAACUCCGUUGCCGGCGUAUCUCUCGUCGGGGCCAUCAGCGCCGUCACCUACUGUACCUUGUUCUGGGUUCUCUCCCUCUCCAAAGGCAGGCCCACCUCCGUUUCAUACGCUUCCUCCCUCUCCCGGCCUGGACAUGAUCACUCCGCUGUUUCUAACAUCUCUGAGAUUAUCAACUCCAUUGGCAUCAUUGUCCUGUCAUUCAGAGGCCAUAAUGUUAUGCUUGAGAUUCAGGGGACGCUGCCUUCAAGUCCAGAGAAACCAUCCAAGGAAUUAAUGCGAAAAGGAGUGAUGGUGUCAUAUGCAGUGAUAGCCAUGUGUGUGUUUCCGCUGGCGAUUGCAGGAUGCUGGGCAUAUGGAAACCAGGCAAGCAAGCGCAACCUUGUUGAGUUCCACUAUGUUAACUCAGUGGUAUCCUCUGUAGGGUAAAAUAAAGGAGAGGCU
Molecule: messenger RNA, 1070 nt
Organism: Neltuma alba
Lineage: Eukaryota; Viridiplantae; Streptophyta; Magnoliopsida; Fabales; Fabaceae
Product: lysine histidine transporter-like 8
Exons: 4
Coding region: 51-1055 (334 amino acids)
Source: RefSeq, a predicted model, not a curated record